Hermetia illucens (black soldier fly) is the source of this 2025-nucleotide messenger RNA. It is a transcript of the gene PGS1, whose product is annotated as CDP-diacylglycerol--glycerol-3-phosphate 3-phosphatidyltransferase, mitochondrial. Gene Ontology annotation, cellular component: mitochondrion. NCBI's taxonomy places the organism in Eukaryota, Metazoa, Arthropoda, Insecta, Diptera, Stratiomyidae. Bases 305 to 1816 code for a protein of 503 amino acids. The record is from RefSeq and is a predicted model, not a curated record. The transcript has 5 exons. Gene Ontology annotation, biological process: cardiolipin biosynthetic process. Gene Ontology annotation, molecular function: CDP-diacylglycerol-glycerol-3-phosphate 3-phosphatidyltransferase activity.
UACAUGAACUGACAUGUGAGUCUAACCGCAAAUUGCAAGUGCGGUCGCUCGCUUUCAUCUCCUGAAUGAAAAUUGCAAAGACAGUGCACCGAAUGCAGGGAUGAGUCAGAAGUUGUCAUUGGUGGAUAUUAUACAUUCGAUUGGAGGUGACCAUUUGUCUAGAAUUUCAAAGCGUCACGCAUAAUUGCGCCAUUGCUCUGACUGUCAGAAUCAUCUGGACCAAACUAACGGUAAUAGAAGACGCCAAAACUAUAAAAAUGGAAAGUUAUUUCAAGUGUCAUUUCGUGGAAUUACGGCUACAUUAAUGUUAUGCAUAAUUUUAAGCUGGUUGUACUCCGAGUGCCUAAACAUGAUCCGCAGAUUGCUGGCGACUUUCGUCGACCAGCAAAUCCCCACGUCUUCGGAUUUUUUGUUGACGACGAAUUUGAAGACUCAAGUAGCCUUCGCAGCGCCCGGGCUAGAAACGCUUGACUGGCUCUACGGAGUAUCCCCCUGUUUCCCUGUUCGCGGCGAUCAAAUCACCGUCAUACAUGAACCUCGAGAAUUCUACGAAACCGUUGUGACGAAAUGCGCGGAGGCGAAAUACAGAAUUUGUUUUGCGAGCCUCUACCUGGGAACGGGACAGUUGGAGCAAGCCCUCGUGAAAACCAUUCAUAAUAAUGUGAGGCAAAACGAUGAGCUGAACAUAAAAAUCUUAUUGGACUUCACGCGUGGAACUCGGGGUGAAGUGAACUCCAAAACAAUGCUGACCCCUUUAGUCAGGGAGGCCAAGAACUUCCGGUUUUCGCUGUACCACACUCCAGUUCUCCGUGGCCUGACUAAGAAGCUUGCGCCGCCGCGAUGGAACGAGCUCAUCGGGUUGCAGCACAUGAAGAUCUACCUUUUCGACGAUUCAGUGAUAAUUAGCGGAGCGAACUUAUCAAAUGACUAUUUUACAAACCGACAAGACCGAUAUGUUCUUAUUGAGGACAAACCACUGGCAGACUUCUACUCGAAUUUUAUCUCGAAAGUUCAGGAAUUUAGUUUGUCUGUGAAGAAGAAUUCGGAGGUGGAGUUGCACGAGAAUUGGAAGAUAUUGCCGUACGAAGGAAACACCGCCGACUUUGCUGCUGAGGCUAGGAAGAGGAUUUACAAUUUUUUCGAUGAUGUUUAUCAAACUCAACAAGUUGCUCUAGAAAGACAGACCGAUGCUGACACAUGGAUUUUCCCGUUAGUGGAGAUGGGACAAUUGGGCAUUCAUCACGACAGUAUUGUUACCAAACGUUUACUUUCGUCUUCAGUUGAAGGAUCAACUUUCAAAUUAGCCACGGGUUAUUUUAAUUUAACCCAAGAAUACAUGGAAACUAUAACGAAUAAUUGUUUAGCGAAUUGUAGUAUCUUAAUGGCACAUCCAAAUGCAAAUGGAUUUCAAGGAGCAAAAGGACCUGCAGGUGGAAUUCCUGCUGCCUAUACUUUAAUUGCGAAACACUUCUAUCAAAAAUUGGUAAAUGCCAAUCAAGCACAAAGAGUCAGCUUCUUCGAAUAUGAGAAACCAGGCUGGAGUUAUCAUGCAAAGGGUUUAUGGUACUAUCUUCCUGAUUCUGAUCUUCCUAAUUUAACUCUGAUUGGAUCUUCCAAUUUCGGAGAACGGUCAGUGAACCGUGAUCUAGAGAAUCAAAUUUGUGUUGUUACUGCGAAUAAAUCACUCCAGAAGCGACUUCAAAACGAAGUUGAUAAUUUAUAUAAAAUGGGAUCAGUUGCAGAAAGCGAGAUUACCAGUCGCCCAGUUCCCAAAUGGGUUCGAGCCGUUGUUCGAAUAUUUCGAAAUUUCUUUUAAAUUUUCUACCAUCGUUUUUUAUUUAAAGACUAUUUAUUGACUGUUAUACAUUUUGUCAGAUUUAUGGAUGUUACCAGUUUUUACCUCAUUUCUAAAUACGAUUCGGCACUUUUUUGUAAUGUUUUUAAAACUGAAUCUACAAGAAAGCGAAUCUUUAACAUACAUAUUACAAUAGUUGAAUAAAGAGCUGUAUUAUGUUCAAAAUGGAA